UCCGUGUAAAAGCUCAGUCAGAACCGCUCAAUGCCCUCAUCGAUGCAGUUCGCAAGAGCAACAAUUCUGCAACGCUGAAGCAGGUCUUCGACUCAGCCAAGUCAACGGUCGACAAACCCACAGACUUGACUGAAGCGAAGCUGAGUGCCGUGGAGGAAGAAAUUUUGCGGCGGGAAGACUUAGAGGCAGCAGAGGAAAGCUUGACCAAGGCCGUCGAAGCUUUUAACAGUUUCAAAGAAGAAGGCACGAGCAAGCAUGCAGAGACGUUUGUCCAAAAGUUGGACAUGGCCAUAAAGAAGUUGCCAGGCGCCCUGAUGAACCGCAGGAUCUCCAGGUUGAAGCCUUCUUGGGGCAUGCUGAAAGCUGCCUUGGAAGGAAAGAGAGAAUUGUCCCAAGACCUGCCCAUGGAGUUGCGGCAGAAGGUGAACCAGCUGCUUGAAGAAAUCAAGGGAACGAAGAAGAUCGAAACUAUCCUGUCAGCUUGGAACAUCAAGUUGAGCAAGGACCAGUUGAAUCAACUUCAGAUAUUGGGCAUGAGUUCAGAAGAAGAUUUGGCCCAACACAUUUCGCAGGCUGGCUUGAGCAACUUUCCACCAGCUCACCAUCCCAGGGCCAAGAUCUUGAAGGAGUGGAACGGCCUCAAAGACUCUUCCACGGAGAAGCUCACAUGGAAAGCUGCGAAUGGCAUGGUGAAGAAGUUGGAAGAACUCCUUCGUGGUUCUCAGGCUGCAAAGGUACCCCAAGAGCAAAUACAAAAGAUGGAGAAUAAAUUGAGGAAAGCCAAGGCAGAGGAAAAAAGAGAACGCACGUUCACCACCAUGAAAGUGGACAUGGCCUGGCGGCCUUUCGGUAGUUGGGCUGGUGAGCGCACAAGGUUGUUUCUUAAGAACGCACCAGAAGCCUUUGACCCUGCCCAGGAGAUCUGUCUGAAAUUCACGGAUCGCCAGGAAUAUGUGACGGCUGUUAAACGUCCGAUGGAGCGCGACGCCGGAGUCCAGCUCUAUGUUCUCGACCUCCAGUGUGAAUCUCGCAUUCCCACCGGUGAUUUGAAUGCAACGCUGGUGACCUCCGAAGAAGAGUGCAGUUUUUCAGGAGAAAUGACACUUCCAGGCAAGGCUACAUUCAAAUUGCCUUUCGAUGACAAGCAUUGGUACCGCAUCAAAGCUUUUGAUGGCAGUUUCAUGGAGGUUUUGGAUGAUUGUCGCGAUCCCGAUGAUCCCAACCGCGAGUGGAAUAAUGAUCAGAAAUUUCGAUUUUUUGAUACAGGAGAAGGCAAUCGUGAGUUCAAAAUCUAUCUCAGGCACUGCUCUGACAGGGCCGUGACCAAUUCUGACAGGGCCGUGACCAAUCACAGUGGCUGUCCUUGGCACUUGGUACAGCAUAACACGGUUCAACCCAACGACGGCUGGCAGAUUUGCCAGAUUUGGACGGUUGAGAAGGCAGGUAGUUCCUACGUGAUCAAAAGCAAAAAGGAUGGCAAAGUGAUCAUCAGAACCAAUGAGACUCAUGAGGUGGUUUCUAAUUGCUAUCUCAUGGUUUACGUUGAGUUCACAGUCCAGGAUGCUUCCGGUGACGACAGGGAGAAAUUUACUUUCAGACAAAUGAGCCGAAUAUGAGGCUGCAGGAGUCUCCACUGUUUUUUCCGUAUCCAGGGCAACGGCUGAAGGCGCUUUUGGGCGUCGGAACGCCGGCCCGAAUUGGAAGUAUUUCGAGCAUUCUUAUUCUGGAUAUUUGGGUAUCGUCCAGUCAAGAGCUAAACACGUGCUUUGUAUUUCGCAGAAGUUGUUCGCGUUCAAAGGCAGCAGAAUGGACUGGAUGUGGAAACAGAAUCUGCAAACUCUUAGCUCUUAAGGAUACUAUACUGGGAUAUCUGCAUCCAAAGGCGCCUAAGGCGCGACAAUUUCAACGGUGCAAUAGGCGCCGUGACAAGAGGUACAGCUGAUUUAAGCUGCGAGUGCAGCAUCAGUUGGGGGGAACUAGAUUGCUAGCCCCCUUCAAGAGGCAAGACGCAUUCGCAAAACGAUCGCUCCCACCACUAUCGACCCAAACCAUCAGAGCUCCUAAGUUGCAC
Cladocopium goreaui is the source of this 2071-nucleotide messenger RNA. Lineage: Eukaryota; Dinophyceae; Suessiales; Symbiodiniaceae. The record is from the annotation of a GenBank genome assembly.